Messenger RNA from Anisakis simplex (herring worm), 234 nucleotides. Lineage: Eukaryota; Metazoa; Nematoda; Chromadorea; Rhabditida; Anisakidae. The record is from the annotation of a GenBank genome assembly.
AUGCCGAGAGGUAGCGAGGAGAGAAGAAGCAGCGGGGGUCGGGGGAGGAGCAGGAAGAAGGAUGUGGUGAACGACCGGGACGUUAGGAUGAAGAUGUUCGGGAGGCGCGCGUUGGAAGGAGUUCCGGNGAGUUCCGGGUCACCCGGAGACGAGGAUGGUGGGCGAGGAUCUGCAGUAUGGGAGUCGCGGGAAAGUCUACUGCAGCAAUUUGCUGCAGGUACUGGGGGUACUUAG